Messenger RNA from Xenia sp. Carnegie-2017, 1493 nucleotides. RefSeq names its product JNK1/MAPK8-associated membrane protein-like. Gene Ontology annotation, cellular component: membrane. The coding region runs from base 109 to 1071 and encodes 320 amino acids. Lineage: Eukaryota; Metazoa; Cnidaria; Anthozoa; Malacalcyonacea; Xeniidae. The record is from RefSeq and is a predicted model, not a curated record. Gene Ontology annotation, biological process: response to unfolded protein. The transcript is spliced from 9 exons. Gene Ontology annotation, molecular function: ubiquitin protein ligase binding.
UUAGCGACUCGGGUGUCAAAUAAAUGUACUUUCUUGUCAAAACUCUAAACUUUUAAAUCAUGGUCGAAACUUUGUUGAGUUUUUUGUAAAUUUAUUCGCGCUACUAUCAUGAGAAUCACCACACACUUAUCUCACUUCAGAAAGUUCAAACUUUUCCUUUUGUUCACUUGUAUUUUAAUAUUUUACAUCGAAAACAUCACUGCUUCCAUUUCAGAAUGUGUUGGCCGAUACUGUGGAAGAUUAAAUGGAACAAAUGGAACACAAUGUGGGCGUUGUCCCAGGGGCUACCGAACUAAUGGACGUUACUGCAGGAAGUGUCUAAAUAGCCUUCAACUUUUUGACUGGCUGUACCUUGGUUUUAUGGCUCUUGUUACCACUGUAAUGCAUUCUUCAUCCAUUUACUACUAUAGCAGGCAUCAAAAAAGUAACAUUAUCAUGCAGAUCUCGGCAUUCAUCGAAUCUUUCCUUGCUGCAACAUUAACACUUCUUUUAACUGAACCAAAAGGAUCCUUUUCAGUUCACACUUGUGGAGUAAAAGAUAUUGCAGAUUGGUACACGGUGUUUUUUAAUCCUAAACCCGAUCAUGUUAACUGGGUUCACUGUACGCAAGAAGCUGUUUAUCCUCUCUAUACCAUGGUACUGUACUACUAUGCCUUUUGCGUCCUUCUUCUUUUGAUGGUUCGACCCAUCGUGUCUGUAAAGCUCUGUGGCUCGGAAGGAAGACGGUCCAUAUAUGCUGCAUUGUAUUUUCUACCAAUCACUGCUAUGGUUCAUGCCACGUGUGCAGGACUCCUAUAUUACUCCUAUCCCUACUUGAUGUUGAUUGGGUCCGUUUUGAGUACAGCCAUUAUCCUGGCGAAUAAAAACGUCAAAAGUUUCAAAGAUUUACUCAUAAACAAAGACGUCAUUGUGAUCCUUCUUUGUCAUUGGUUCCUGCACAUCUUCUCGCUGAUUGCCAUGACGCAAUGGUCACAACCGAAAGUGGAUGGUCUCCUGUUUCUGCUCGUCUUUCUACCAUCGCUGUUCUACAUUCUUACUGUUCGUUUAUCAGAUCCCCGUAAAUUCAAAUAAUUUUGUUGAAAUUGUCGAGUUCCAGGUGAUGAAAGUAAAGAUGUGAUGAAACGUCCUGGAUUAUGAAAUACAUAGAAUAUGUUUAACAAGAUUUCACCAUGAGAGAGUGAGUUGAAACGAAAAUGGCGCAUUAGUAACUAUACGAAAUGCUGGAGGCGCAGGUGCUUGCAAUCUAAGCUACGAGCAGCAGUGUUUGCUGUUCUUGUUGCAGGUAUUAUUUGUAUAAAUCAGAGUAUAAACAGCAUUAGAAAAUUGCUUAGAAAAUUGAGCUUUGCGUAAAAGCGAUCAGAGCACAUGAGGACAAAGUUUGACAAUACCUUUCAGCUGUUUUCCUUAUUGUUUGUCUUGCUUUUGUGUGCUUGUCGUGCGGCCAGACUGUAUUUAACUGAAACCAUUGUACAUAUUGUGCUUUUUAUAGGGAA